Molecule: messenger RNA, 2826 nt
Organism: Tetrahymena thermophila SB210
Lineage: Eukaryota; Ciliophora; Oligohymenophorea; Hymenostomatida; Tetrahymenidae
Exons: 5
Source: RefSeq, a predicted model, not a curated record
AUGCAGCAAGAAGCGGAUUUCAAGAGAAAAUAUUAAACCAAAAUAGAUUUUUUAUAGAAGGAAAACAAUUAACUGAGAGACGAAAAUUUGAACUUAUAGAAGCUUAUCAAAUUAUAGCAUGAAAAAUAAGAAAUUUUAGAAGAAAUCAAAUAGAUUCAGUGCUAAUAUUCAUAGUCUUACUUACAAUAUGAAAGGGCUGGAUCAUUAUAAAGCAAAUCAAAAUCAAUUUAAGCAAAAUGUAAUUGCCAAGAACUUCAAAGAACAAAUAGCAUGCUUUAAUAGUUAUUUAAUAAAACUAUGAUCGAAAAUAAAAGAAUGGUAGCUCUUAUAAGUGUUAUUCAAAAUGAAAGAGAUACUGCUCUAUCAAAGGCUCUCAUCCACGAAUAAAUUAUCGAAGGGUUGCAGUUAGAGGAAAUAGAUUUGAUAGAGUCAUUAAACGGAUAAAUAAUUGCUCAGAAAAGCUGUAUACAACAGUAGUGCAAUGAAAUAGACACACUAAACAAAAAAUUACAAGAAUUUAAUGUUGAAAAAAAAGGUCAAAAUAUUAUAGAAUUAGAAAAAUUCUCAACUUUACAAUAAAAAGGUGAAGAUAAAAAAACUUCAUAAAAAGUAAUAGAACUAAAUAGUUUGUUAGAAUAGAGCUUAGAGUAACUAAACAGUAAAAACGCAAAAAUCAAAUUUCUUGAAGAACAAAAAAAUGAGUUAAUUAUGAUUAAUUCUCUGCUAACGUCUGAGCUGCAACAACUUAAAUUCAAUAAAAAAGAAAACCUAAGUCUCUCUAAAAUAAUACAUAAUUAGUACAAAAUAUUUGGUGAUGAGGACAUGUUGAGUAGCAAUUAUUCAAAUUUAAGCUAUAAUGAGGAGGUGCUUCCAGAUAAAGUGAAUUUCAAAAAAGAUAAGGAAGAUGGGGUAUCUUAAAAUCAAAGAUAAUAUUCUAACUCGCCGAUGUACAAAACGUUGAAGAAAAAUCAAAGUAAUUAAUAAGGGGGAAACUUAAAUAUCGCGAAUAGCAAUAACAACAAUAUCAGUAACUUAUAUUUGAUAACAGAAGGACAAUAGGGAUAAAUAAAUUCUCAAAAUAACAUGAGUUAUAUUAAACCUAAUGAAUAAAAUCAAAGCACUAACCCAAACUUAGCCAUUAAUAAACUGAACACUCUUAAUAAUAGCUUCUAAAAUGCUUCUGUAAUUUCUAAUUUGAAUGUACCCAAGUUAGAUCUAACCAAAGCUUUCAAGGUGCAGUAAAUAAGUGUAAAUAACUAAAUGAAACAAGAAUAAAUUAAGCAAUAAAUAUAUAGCUAAUACAAAUCUCUUAUUGAAAAGAGAAAGCUUUUGUAGAAGCGCAGACAAGAAAAACUUAUUACAGAAGAAUAGUAUCUAUUAAAUAAUUUAUAAUUUAUUUAACAAGAUGAAGAGUUAGUAUAGGAGUUAAAACCUAUCCUUGAAGAGAGUUCUCUGCUCCAAGAGGAGAUUAAGAAAAGCAGAAAGAGUUUGGAGACUAGUUAUUUUAACUUAAGAUAAUAGGAAAAUUUGAUUGACACUUUGAAAAGAGAUCUAGCUGAUGCAGUUGAUAAAAAUACGAUUCUAAUUUAAUCUAACAUUUAAUAUGAAAAUAAGUGGAAAAAAUUUUAAAUUUAUUUUAGUGCUUACAAGGAUUUCUAUUUAAGUCAACAAUCUACUUCUUUGAUGAAUACUUGCUCAACAAGGAAUCAUAAUUUAACUUCAAAUUAGAAUGGAAAUAAUAACAAUAAUAAUAACUAAAUAAACAUAAGUAACAACAUACCACAAUACUCUAAUACCUAAUAGCCAUAUAGUCCUUACAUUUUAAGUAAUUCUGAGAAAUAAAAUAACUUCAAUCAAAGCCACUUAAAUCAUCAGUACACUUCCUAAGUAAACAAUGUAACCUUGAAUAAUAACAAUUAUUCUCAUUAAAUAAGCAUAAACUAAAUAAAUCACACAAGCAGCAUAAAUCCUUUCAUUCCUUCUGCUCAUGGAGCUAUUGAUUUAGAGUAGAUCCCAUAAAAUUAAAACUAUGUAAAUUGCGCUUAAAACUAACCUUACUUUUAGUAUUAUGAGCAGCUUGGAUAAAAGGUAUUUGAUGAGCAGGAUGUUCAAAAUUCUGUUUUUGUCCCUUUGUCUCUUAGAAAAAAUAAUGAAAAACAUUAUCUCAAUAUACAUACAUAAAGAAUUAACAAAAGAUGCAAUUAAUACUAAUUUAUCUCCAAUUCAAAUAAUCAAAAUGAAGAGCAAAAGAUAAACAUUAUGCAGAGCACUGUUGCUGCAGCUCCAUUCUCAUCUAAUAAUUUUUAAAAUGUUUUUAGCAAUCCGCAAUCUUAACAGCUAAUUGCUUUAAAUGUAUUUAAUGAGGAAUAAUUUGGCUAAAAGUAUAAUAAAUUUAAUCAACCUUAAGUUAAAAACAUCUAAGAAGCCAAGAGCAAAAUCAUCUCUCUUGCUUAAGAACUUUAUUUCUGUCUUGGUCUAAAUAAAAUAAUUCCAAAUUAAAUGGAAUCUCCUAUUUAAAAUUUCUAAAAACUUUACAAAACUUUAGAUAAAAGCAAUCAAAAUCCUGCUCUAAAUGAUAAAUAAAAAAAGCCUUCAGUUGCAUAAAAAAAAAAGAGAAGUAACAACUUCAAGUCAAGAAGCUUUUCCCCAUAAUGGAGAAAUCAUAACAAUCGUUUGGUGCCAUUGCCAUUUAGAUGUUUUCUUAAAUACAAAAAUAUACAGCCCCUUAGAGCUUUGCAUGUCAAAACCAUGUCAAUGCAUAACGAAGAUAAAUUAAAUUUUAAGUUUUCAAGUACUAAAAUUAACUCAGAUUUUCAAAUUAUUUGA